AUUUCCAGCCUGCCGGCAACAUCCGCGCGAACGCCACGAGGAUGAUUUUCAUUCAAGACUUCUCUCAGUAACGUCGAAGCGCGUUAACACGGCGAUCUCACUUGUUGAUACGCGGCGGUAAAGUGUAUUUUCGAACGUACGUUGAACCGGGCACUUAUUCUUAAGUACCGAGAGCAACGAUUAUUUAUAAACAUAGCUUCCCAUUCAAGUACUACGCGACUUAUUCAUUGAACCAUUCGUGCUUCAAAUAAAAACAAGCGAACAAGAAGAUAUGCGAGGAAUCUUGUUGAUCUCGUGAUGAAUUGCCAAAGUGACUGUGAUUUAGUUUCUUCGGUGAUACUCCCGUUCCUCGCAGUACUUUUCGCGAAGACUCAAUAAUAUGGAAGAAAGUAUAUGUAUGGAGAAGGAAUGUCUGAUCGAGAAGAGGAGGACGACUAUCCUGAAAGAAUGCAAGGAAUUAUUGCAGGAAGAGAGAUCCGGGCGUUACAACAAGGAUGCUUUUAGAAGAGUCUUCCAUGAUCAGAUGCUUCUUAGGAAAUUAUUUACACUGUUCGAUCAAGAUUCCGACGGAUUACUGAGACAAGAUGAAUGGCUUGAAUUCCUCAAGGGGAGACUGACAAACGAGAAGCAAAAUGAUUUUAUUGAUCAGAUUGAAAGCGUUACAUACGUGCUGUGUGGGGAGCACCCAGUAAAUCUCUCCAAUUUUCAACAAAUAUUUUAUACUAAAGGGAUUGUUGAAAAAUUGUUCCGGUUAAUUGAUUAUGAAAACGCGGGAUACGUAACAUCUGCCCAAAUUAUGGAUAUGAUAUCUUGCGUGAGUAAUACCAGACCACGUGCUGGCUUUGAUAAAGGCAACCUCGAGUGGUUGGAAAAGAUAUUUAAGCAAACUGUUGGAAACAAGGCGGAAAUAUGCCGCGAAGAAUUCAAAACAAUCGUCACUUCGAAGAACCCAUUUUUUACUGAGAGAGUAUUUCAAAUAUUCGACAAAGACAACUCCGGCACAAUAUCGCUCCCAGAAUUUUUAGACGCCAUGCAUCAAUUCGCUGGAAAAUCUCCGAAUGAUAAGAUUAGGUUUCUCUUCAAAGUUUAUGAUAUCGAUGGUGAUGGAUUAAUACAACUUCGCGAGCUGGAACAUGUAAUGAGAGCUUGUAUGGAAGAAAAUGAAAUGAAGUUCAGCGACGAACAGAUUAAAGAACUAACAGUUGCACUCUUUGAGGAUGCUGAUCAAGACAACAGAGGAACGAUCACUUUUGAAGCUCUAAAAAGGCAAUUAGAGAAGCACGAAGGUCUGCUAGAAAAUCUUUCGAUCAGCAUAGAUCGAUGGUUGGUACCACCGCAGCCGAAGAUCAAACAAAAAUCCAUUACGAAGACUUUUUUGUCUCUUCGUCCAUACCAACUCACCAAGCCAUACGUAAAGAAUAAUUAUGUCUUUAUUGUUUUUAUUUCGAUAUUCAUAUUUAUCAACGUAGCUCUCUUUGUCACCCGUCUCUAUGAAUAUCGAAAUGAAAGUGCCUAUAUAAUGCUCGCGCGUGCAUGCGGGCAAUGUCUGAAUUUUGACUGCUCGUUCAUCCUGGUCUUGAUGUUACGCCAGUGCAUUACAUUUUUGCGAACGCAUAGCUUUAAUUUCGUACUACCUCUAGAUCAUCAUAUAUAUCUUCAUAAAAUGAUGGGGAUUUUGAUCGGAAUCUUCAGCAUUGUACACACUCUGAUGCAUCUUAUUUACCGUGGUACGGUAGUAAUAAAAGACAACGAGAUAAAUAGCAAAAACUACACCAUGUUUGAAUGGCUGUUAACAAGUCGACCCGGACAAUUCGGUCUGGUGGCAGGCAGUGCAUAUCCGACUGGGGUAGUUCUGCUUAUAAUACUCGUCAUUAUGAUUGUCUGUUCAAUGCCGUUUGUACGCCGUGGAGGUAGUUUCGAGAUAUUUUAUUGGUCCCAUCUGUUAUACAUACCAUUCUGGAUUCUGAUGAUCUUCCAUGGCCCUAACUACUGGAAAUGGUUUGUUGGCCCAGGCGUCAUAUAUUUAGUAGAAAGGAUUCGUCGGCUCGUGUGGUUACGUUCUCAACAGGGAAAGACAUAUAUAAGUUCCGGUUUACUUCUGCCUUCGAAGGUGACUCACCUGGUCAUCAAGAGACCACCCAAUUUUCAUUUUCGUCCCGGCGAUUAUGUGUUCGUUAAAAUUCCAGUGAUAGCAAAAUACGAAUGGCAUCCUUUUACCAUUAGCAGUGCUCCCGAACAAGCAGACUAUAUAUGGCUGCACAUUCGUGCUGUUGGUGAGUGGACCAACACUGUAUAUUCGUACUUUGAGAAAGAGCAAAUAAAACUUCAUUGUCCCGAUAUUUUGCCUGCCGAAAACUGCGACACUACCUGCACGCCCCAAAAGAAACCUUUCUUCAGUGCCAAAAAGUCAUCAUUUUUCAUGAAGCGGAAAUCUUUAUUGGAAUCCAUACCUCAUACUCACACUCUGGACAACCCCACAUUCGUAUCUGAUUUAUCGAAUGUCGUGUCAUCUUCGUAUGCAACAAUUAAUAAUGAGUCUGCACAUUUAAGAACUACUACAGAACAUACGCCAGAAACAAAUAAGGAAUUGAUAGAUGUGUCUGCGAGACGAGAUAGUAAACUGCACCAAUUAUUCAUUAGCAAAAUGCCUCUUUCAAAAUCAUACUCGAUGCCCGAUAUGCAAAUCAGAAACAAGAAAAGGGAACGGCUCAAUGUACUUCGAGAUUACAUGAGAUCUGAAUCUGAAAGGAAUUUUGAUGAAUGUGCGCGAUUUAAGUCAUUGGGCUUAGCUUACUUGAGUCCGCAGAACAAAUCGUUGGCUCAGAGUUUCCGAUAUAUGCGGACGAAACCAACUAUUAUCGCUUUUAAAACACCCAAUUUCGAAAUGGGCGAUCGAGAUUACGAAAUUAACGAAUCGUCAAACGUUGUAUCAAAUGCGGAGGGAAAUGAAAUAAUACCAGUUACGCCGAUAUCAAUACAAAUUGCGGCGGAGGAAGGAAGAUUGAAACAAGGGUUUAGUGAAGCAAUGGAUAGUGUGGAUAGUUUAGAUGUGAAAAUCAGUGGAUCUUCUCAAACAACUAUAAAUUAUCCUGAAGGAAAACCAUUAGAGAUCUUUUUAGACGGUCCUUAUGGGGCACCGUCAAGUCACAUUUUUCGAGCGCAGCAUGCUGUUCUGAUCGCCACAGGAAUCGGAGUUACACCUUUUGCUUCUAUAUUACAAUCAAUUAUGCAUCGUUAUUGGAAAGCGAGACACACCUGUCCAAAAUGUUCUUUCUCUUGGUCUAGUGAAAUUCCGCAUACUAUAAUGAAUUUACGGAAGGUGGACUUCUUUUGGAUUAACCGGAAUCAAAAUUCGUUUGAGUGGUUCGUAAACUUAUUGUCUCAGCUCGAGAUAGAACAGGCUGAGUUGGGCACCACCAUGGAACACUUCCUAGAGAUGCAUAUGUACAUCACAAGCGCAUUGCAAAAGAACGACAUGAAGGCAGUUGGCUUGCAAUUAGCACUAGAACUUUUGCACGAAAAGGAAAAACGAGACCUCAUCACAGGUUUGAAAACCAGAACGAAUGCUGGUCGUCCCAAUUGGGAUAAGAUAUUCAAGCAACUCCAGGAUAAGAAGAAAGGAAAAAUUACGAUUUUCUUUUGUGGAUCACCACAACUGGCCAGGAUUCUUCGAUAUAAAUGCGAUCAAUUCGGAUUUUGCUUUAGAAAAGAAUCCUUCUGA
Solenopsis invicta (red fire ant) is the source of this 3721-nucleotide messenger RNA. It is a transcript of the gene Nox, whose product is annotated as NADPH oxidase 5. The record is from RefSeq and is a predicted model, not a curated record. Gene Ontology annotation, biological process: defense response; superoxide anion generation. Lineage: Eukaryota; Metazoa; Arthropoda; Insecta; Hymenoptera; Formicidae. Bases 380 to 3721 code for a protein of 1113 amino acids. The transcript has 20 exons. Gene Ontology annotation, molecular function: superoxide-generating NAD(P)H oxidase activity; calcium ion binding. Gene Ontology annotation, cellular component: plasma membrane; NADPH oxidase complex.